Molecule: messenger RNA, 1889 nt
Organism: Coccinella septempunctata (seven-spotted ladybird)
Lineage: Eukaryota; Metazoa; Arthropoda; Insecta; Coleoptera; Coccinellidae
Product: arylsulfatase B
Exons: 7
Coding region: 123-1778 (551 amino acids)
Source: RefSeq, a predicted model, not a curated record
UUGCGUUGAAUUGGCCUUUGCUCUUUUAAUUUAUAAAACAAAGCAAAUACAGAGAUCCUGAUAUUUUCGUGAAUGAGUAUUGUUAUGAGUGUUGUACGAACAACACGAAGGAAGAUAACGAAAUGAAAAAACCCAUAUUAAGUUAUCUCUUUAAUAUCCUUGUAUUUUGUGUAAUUCAAACUUUUUUAUGCGAUGUGAAAGCAAAUAAUGGACUUAAACCAAACAUAAUUCUCAUAGUUGCCGAUGAUUUGGGAUGGAAUGAUGUUGGGUUCCACGGUUCCUCCCAGAUUCCCACUCCCAAUAUAGAUACUCUUGCGUAUUCGGGUAUCAUAUUGAACAACUACUAUGUAAAUCCAAUAUGUACCCCAUCCAGAAGUGCACUAUUGACUGGAAAAUAUCCAAUUCAUAAUGGAAUGCAGCAUGGAGUUAUAACAGGCACUGAGCCCAGAGGUCUUCCUUUAUCUGAAAAACUCCUACCAGAGUACCUCAGGGAGCUUGGCUACCGGAAUCACAUAGUGGGCAAAUGGCACCUUGGGAGCUAUAAAAAAGUGUAUACCCCAACUUUCAGGGGGUUCGAUAGUCAUUUGGGCUUCUGGAUAGGUCAUCAGGAUUAUUUCGACCACACUAUAGAGGGUUGGCGAAGGCAAACCUGGGGCUUGGAUAUGAGGAGAAAUAUGGAGGUGGCUAAAGAUCUCCACGGAAAAUACUCCACCGAUAUUUUCACGAAUGAAGCUGUGAAAAUUAUCGAUAAUCAUGAUGUUACCACCCCCUUAUUUCUCUAUCUAGCGCACGCAGCUGUUCAUUCUGGAAACUCGUAUAACCCCUUGCCAGCGCCAGAUGAGUACGUCUCCAAAUUUUCCUACAUCAAAGACUAUCCAAGGCAGAGGUUUGCUGGUAUGAUGAGCAAGCUCGACGAAUCUGUUGGCGACGUUAUCAGUGCCCUCCAAGAGAAGAAAAUACUCAAUAACAGCAUCAUAAUAUUCACAACCGACAAUGGAGGAGCAGCUGCUGGUUUCAACGAGAAUGCAGCUUCCAACUUUCCUCUUAGAGGUGUGAAGAGCACCCUUUGGGAAGGAGGAAUUAGAGGUAGUGCCUUGGUUUGGAGUCCGUUGUUGAGGGCCAAUGUAUCCCACAGAGUUUCUCAAGAUUUGAUGCACAUAACCGAUUGGUUACCGACGAUUCUGGAUGCUGUGAGUGGAGGAUCAAGAGAGAAGAGCAAAACUACAACUUUGGAUGGUACAAGUAUGUGGAAAACAUUUUCGGAAGGCUUCCCUUCUCCUAGAGAAGAAAUACUGCAUAAUAUCGAUGAUAUAUCCGGACUUUAUUCAUUGAUGAAAGAUUCUUGGAAAUACUUGAAAGGUGAUUCAUACGGAGGAGAAUGGAACGACUGGUAUGGUCCAUCAGGAAGAGAUUACAAAUAUAAUUUCACCGCCUUGGAGCAAUCGAAAACGUACAAAAUCCUCAAGUCGAUAAAUAGCAUUCCGGAUAAGGUGAAAAUAAAAGAAAUAAGAAAGAACGCUACAAUAUCCUGCUCUCCAAACUCUACUCCUCACACUGAGUGCAAACCAGCGGAAAAGGCUUGUUUGUUCAACAUAAAUCUUGAUCCAUGUGAAAAAUAUAACGUCGCUGACAGGUUUCCAGAUGUUGUAAAGAAAUUGGAGGAAAUCUUGCAGAGAUAUAACGCAACUGCUGUUCCUCCAGGAAAUCUUCCGUUUGACCAAAGGGGAGAUCCAAAGUAUUGGGAUUAUAUAUGGACCAAUUUCGGGGAUUAUUUAUAAUCUCUGUAAAAAUUAGGCACGUGUUGGAGUGUGACUUAUUCAACCAAACGUUGAAAUCUUGUAGAAAAUUCAUUCUCAACUGGUUUUUAUAUUAAUAAAAGGACAAAUAAA